Phalaenopsis equestris is the source of this 573-nucleotide messenger RNA. RefSeq lists its product as uncharacterized. Lineage: Eukaryota; Viridiplantae; Streptophyta; Magnoliopsida; Asparagales; Orchidaceae. The record is from RefSeq and is a predicted model, not a curated record.
CGGAACAGGUGGUCAUCUCCACCAACCAAAUCUUCAUCCCGAAAAUUACAGGAUUACAGAGCCGGCGAGGCAGCUUCCUCCUUUAAGCGGCAGAGGAAACGCGUGCUGGUGAAAUACCUACACCUUCUUAGAGAUCGAUAGAGAGAAGAAAGAAAAAAAGGAUCAAAUUGCUUUGGUGGAGUGAUGUGCUGUGACGAUUGCGAGUGCCGGCCUCUUGGCUGGCUAUUAGGCCUCCCCUUCGCCCUCCUUGCCCUAAUCGUCUCCCUCGUUGGAAUUAUCAUAUGGAUCGUCGGGCUGUUGCUAUCCUGCAUAUGCCCUUGCUGCCUCUGCGUUACGAUUGUCGUUGAGAUUGCGAUCGAGUUGAUCAAGGCUCCUAUUCAUGUUAUGCAGUGGUUCACUGCCCAGAUUCCCUGUUAGAAUUUAGGGAAAUUUAUCAUACUGAUCGGUUUAUGAGGAUGAUUUCGACUUAUCUGUUAGUUUUUUUUUUUUGGUGUUUUGUGGUGUAAUUUCUUUUCCAGUUAUGACGUUUGAUGAUUUCCUUUCUAUCAACAGAAAAAAAAAAAAUCAUUAGAG